UAGGAUAUUACUCAUACGUCCGCUUCACUUGCCAGUCGCCAUUAUCGAUUUGUGGCAGAGGAAAAAUAGAGAAUUAAAAAAUCGCGUUUCAGCGUUAGGCACCGGUUAGAGAGCGCAUUAAACGCGGCGUUAAAUUGUUCAGUGCUUGUGACGUAGGAACUUCAAAAUCAGUACCGUUUUAUUUUUCGUGGAGCUCGCGUAGAAGAAUUUUCCCGUUGGAAAUAUUCUCAAUCAAUCAAUACCACUCUCUCUCUCGCUCGCCCUAUACGUGUUUGUGUGCGUCUCUCUCUUUCUCCGUGUAUCUGCGUGUGUUUGUGUGUGUGUCGGUGUGGUCUGCUCCUUGGGUGCAUAAUUAAAUUAAUCAAGUAAAUAAAAGCCAUCGAACGGGAGCAGGAACAACAACAACAGCUUCAUCAUGACCAUGGCAGGGCAAACGAUCAACGACAGGCUGCUGGCCGCCCGUCACAGCCUUGCAGGCCAAGGACUCGCCAAGUCCGUUUGCAAGGCCACCACGGAGGAAUGCAUUGGCCCGAAGAAGAAGCACUUGGACUAUUUGGUGCAUUGCACAAACGAGCCGAAUGUGUCGAUACCUCAUCUGGCCAAUUUACUUAUCGAGCGUUCCCAGAACGCCAACUGGGUUGUCGUCUACAAGUCGCUGAUAACCACACAUCAUCUGAUGGCAUAUGGCAAUGAGCGUUUUAUGCAAUACCUGGCCUCAAGCAAUUCUACAUUCAAUCUCAGCUCUUUUCUGGACAAAGGAACUGUUCAAGAUGGUGGCAUGGGCGUUCCAGGUGGCAGAAUGGGUUACGAUAUGUCGCCCUUCAUUCGGCGCUAUGCCAAGUAUUUGAAUGAGAAGUCGCUCUCCUAUCGGGCCAUGGCCUUUGACUUUUGCAAAGUCAAGCGAGGCAAAGAGGAGGGCUCGCUGCGCAGCAUGAACGCGGAAAAACUUCUGAAGACUUUGCCAGUUUUGCAGGCACAAUUGGAUGCGCUUCUGGAGUUUGACUGCCAAUCCAACGAUUUGUCCAAUGGCGUCAUUAAUAUGAGUUUUAUGCUCUUAUUCCGAGAUCUCAUACGUUUGUUUGCUUGUUACAAUGAUGGCAUCAUUAAUUUGCUUGAGAAGUAUUUCGAUAUGAACAAGAAACAUGCGCGGGAUGCCUUGGAUCUUUACAAGAAGUUCUUGGUGCGCAUGGAUCGCGUUGGGGAGUUCUUAAAAGUGGCUGAGAAUGUGGGCAUAGACAAGGGAGAUAUUCCCGAUUUGACCAAGGCGCCCAGCUCGUUGCUAGAUGCUUUGGAACAGCACUUGGCCACGCUGGAGGGCCGAAAGGUAUCCGCUGCUAAUACGCCCACACAGUCAUCGAGCAAUCAACGCAAUGUUAAAUCCGCUGUCACUGCACUCUCUUCAACCAGCUCGGCAUUUGGAACUGCGGCUGCAUCCAGCAAGUUUGAUAACACCAAUGGCAUUGACGAGCAGCUAAAGGCCCAGGUGCUGGCCGAGGAGGAGGCCGCCAUGAACCAGUACAAGUCCAAGGUAUCUUCGCCCACCAGCAGCGGUGCUGCUGGCGCUAGCGCUGCACUAACAAAUCCAUUUCUAUCGUCGCCGCCAGCCGCACAGGCUGGCCAGCCGAUAGUUGAUCUGUUCGGUGCCGCGUCGGCGCAGCCCGCUGCUGCUGCAGCAGCCACCAAGGCCUCCGACGAUCUGCUGCAGUUGGGCAAUCCAUUCGCCGAUAUGUUUGACGCCAGCGGCGGCGGCGGCGGAGCAUCCGCCCCAGGAGCCACAGGUGCUGCACUCAAUGCCAAUAAUUUGUGGAUGCAUAAUAAUGGUUUCAAUGGCGCUUCAGUUUCCUCCGCUGCUGCAACAAACGCAUUCGUUUCCGAUAGUAAUUUCUCAUCCGUUUUUGGUAAUACGGAACCGGCAGCUUCGACGUCGUUGCCAAAUCCAUUUUUCGAUGAUAUGUCGUUGCCACAAGGCCCACUCGCUUCUGCAUCUGUUGCUGCGCCCUUUGGCAACAAUAUCAAUUUCAUGGAUCAGCAGCUGCAGCAACAACAACAAUCGGCAUUAUAUGUGCAGCAGCAGCAGCAGCAGUUUGAACUACAACAGCAGCAACACCGACAGCAAUUGGCGCAACAGCAAACGAUGUUGCCACCUUCCAUGCCAGCAGCUCAGUUUCCAUCAGGCUUCGAUGCCUUGGGCGAUGUCCUGAAGCCGGCCUCAGCCAGCAACAGCAACAGCAACAACAGCAAUCAAAUGAACGUUGUCGCCACAGGUUACUCCAGCAAUAGCAGCUCGAUCCUGGCGUUACAACAGCAGCAGCACCACCAGCAACAUCAGCAGCAACUGCACCAGCACCAGCAGCAACAGCAGCAGCCACCGGCUGGCACUGGGAAGAUAAUUACCGGCGACUUGGAUAGUUCACUAAUGUCACUAGUUGAUAACUUAAAUAUAAACAAAACGGCAAGUGCAAAACCCGUGCAAUGGAAUUCACCUAAAAAUACAGCGAAACCAGGUGCUAAUUGGACACCCCAACCAAUGGCGGCUACUACUGGUGCUGGCUAUCGUCCCAUGGCACAUGGCAUGACCGUAAGUCCUGCGCCAGUCACAAUCAAUCAUCCGUAUAUACAUGCUAGUUAUCCUGUAAUGCCAAAUUAUAUGCAGGGAAUGCCGGUGAUGGGGCAGUCAGCAGCCCCUUUGACUGGGGUGCAACCGACGAUGAUGGCGGCGCCGCACAGUAAUGCGACGGGCAUCAUGCAACCAAUCCAGCCAACGCAGAAUGGCGGCAAUAAAGGCGUCCCACUCGACCCAUUUGGUGCGUUAUAAGCAGUCCCCAAGGAGCUAAUGCGUGCAACCCACUCACUCACUCAAUCUAAGCGCUCUAACCUCAUAGACAGCAAAACACCACAUCAACCACUCUCACAGAUACACAACAUGCGUAAUAAAAUAUUAAACAAAACCAAUUAUUAUACAUAUAUAUAUAUAUAUAUUAUAUACAUGUGCAAGUGAAAACUAAGAACAUGAAAUUGCAUUAUAUAACAUGUUUACACUAUGCUACAGAAACAAUAUAGAAAGUUUAUGAAAACAGCAGAAAAACAACAAAAGCAAACACAAAAGAAACGGAAGCAGAUGCAGAUAAGAAAAUUAUAUUAUAAUGUUGAACAUUGAGCGAUCACGAAAAAACAAAUGCUAUAUACAUAUAUAUAUAUGUACGAAUAGAUAUAUAUAUAUAUAUAUUUAUAUUAUUACUAUUUAAAUGAAAAACAAAUAAGUUUGACUAUUUAUAUGUAUACACCAAUUUAUAUACUAUGCUAAAACGAAUGAGGAAAAGCAGAAGCAGAAGCAGAUGCAGAAAGCGAAAACGAAACAAUUUCCAUAAAUAGCUAAAGGAAAGUAACCUAUGUGAAAUAUACCUAUGAAAUCUAUGAAAUAAGUCUAUACAAAACCUGUAGUUGUGUCCUACGCCAAUCACUAAACACACGUCGAAUUAUGUAGUGGAACUAUGUUAACUGUCUCAAAGCAGAACGAAGAUUGAAAAUGAAACUCAUUCAGAAAUGUUAUUUUCAAACUCAGUCCAAGUGCUGGCACAGCUUAACGUAAUAAUUUGCAAUAUUUUAAUCCGUCUAUCUAAUGUUUUUCUGUUAUUUUUUAGUCAAGUCUGGUGGCUAAAUACCUAUUAUAUGUUUUAAAUUGUUAUUAAGCAAAUUAUGAUUUGUUAAAAAGAGGGAAAUAUUUGUAAAUGCAUUCCAAACUAGCUUCAAUUUUGUCCAAAUUUAAUUUGCGAAGGAGAAAAACAUUUGUAAUUAUUAAGUAUUAUUUAAAACAACAACAAAUUCUAACAACGCUGGUGUAAAAUGUGUUGAUAAUAUGUUUAAAAUCUAGGAAAAAAUCAAACAAACAAACAGCAACGUUUAUUUAAUAUGUGUUAUACUUUAGUAUUAGACAUUUAUUUAAUUGCUUCUGGGCAUUCGAUACGUAACUGACAUCAAAUACGUAGUUCAUUUCAAGAAUGUGUACAUAAGGCAAAGACGUGUUUGUAGAAGUUUUCCUACAGCUCGACACGCUGAACUAUGUUUAAAUAAAAUUUAUAUAAAUUAUAUUAAA
Molecule: messenger RNA, 4093 nt
Organism: Drosophila eugracilis
Lineage: Eukaryota; Metazoa; Arthropoda; Insecta; Diptera; Drosophilidae
Gene: lap
Product: phosphatidylinositol-binding clathrin assembly protein LAP
Exons: 16
Coding region: 416-2815 (799 amino acids)
Biological process (GO): synaptic vesicle budding from presynaptic endocytic zone membrane; clathrin coat assembly; clathrin-dependent endocytosis
Cellular component (GO): extrinsic component of presynaptic endocytic zone membrane; clathrin-coated vesicle; synaptic vesicle
Molecular function (GO): clathrin heavy chain binding; 1-phosphatidylinositol binding; SNARE binding
Source: RefSeq, a predicted model, not a curated record